CCUUCAGAGGGCCGUGUAUGCGCGUGUGAGGGAGCGUGAUGAGUUCAGAUCAUCCCGAAAGCCACGGCGGCGGUGGUUUCAUCUACGCACUCAUGUACUGCAAGUUUGACCAGGAGAAGGGACCGAGAAUCGUGUGCACAGACCCCCCGGGGUGACCACAACGCACCCACCAACACAUCGGGAUGAAUGCUUCCAUUUUUCCUGUGCUGUAUGUUGGUGUUGGUGGUGGGUCAGUGUGUUCGAGGGUCAGUUCCACCUGAUAUCAAAGUACUUCCUCCCCAACCGCGAGAUCAACGGCAAAGUCAUCUCAAUGUAUGCUGCACACACACAAACGGACACAGACAUGUGCACCCAAUCGGGAGCAGCCGACACACUGUUUUGUGUGUGUGUGUGUGUGUGAUGUGUAGGCGAUUGGACCACUGGCGUGUGAUGGGUGUGCCGAUGCAGAUAGAGGGCCACACGUACUCGAGGAACAACUUCCAGUACGUCCUCUGCCUCAUCGUCGACGCCACCGAGAAGGCCAUACACGUGUUCCGAUCCAUCGCCAUACACAUCGCCGCCAUCUUCCACUCUCUUGAGGUGGGGGGGGUGAAUGACAGACAGACAGACAGACAGACAGACCACGUGCAGGAAUGUCUGUCUGUCUGUGUGUGUGUGCCAUCCAUCCCAUGUUGUUUGUUGUGCAGACUGAGGUGAGUUUUCUGUCGCAGAUCGAGAAUGAGGAUUGGAUCGGCCGGACGCUGCACACGCUGAGGCGGCAGCUCAACAGCCACAGGCAGGGAGAGCCCACCAUUUGCCACCUGCACAUUGGUACGGACACACACAUUGACUUGGCAAACACUCGUGCAGUGCGUGGAGUGCGUGAGCCCAUUGAUCCCUUGCCGAUCCUCAGACUCAUGGAACAACGUUUGCUUCGUGGCCCGCCCCACACACGAAGCGCCGCAGGACAUAUCCAUCGCUCAAGUGCGUGAGCGCGCCGCCAAAACACUCACGCACAGAGGACAUCCCGUGUGGCAUUCAUUCUGUUCAGGUGCCCUUGCCGCUGGUGGAGCUGACGCAGCUGGUGUGUGGCGGCGGGCAGAUGGGCAGCAUGCACCUCGACCUCGACCUCACCCUCAUGCAAGUCAGUGGAAACAAAUGUGUAUGGAGCCAACUAACUAACAGCUGUGUGUGGAAUGCCUGGCCUGGCAGGUUCUUCCCUUCAUCGACGGGAUGGCGUCGGUCCGGGACAUUGCACGUACGUACGUGAGUGACCUAACUGACCAACUCACGAAUGAGCUCAUGCGUCAGUCAGUCAGUCAGUCAUUUGUGUCUGCGUGUCUGUCUGCACUCACUGCCCGGCAGGUCGGUGUCAGGUGGAGGAGAACGACGUCAAGAAGUGUCUGCAGCACCUGCUCUACUACGGACUCAUCAAAAUGAUCGACACUUUCGCCGUGAGUGAGCCAACCAAACCACUCACCCACAGGUGUCAGUCAUGUGUUUCAUGCUGGCCGGCUGCAGAUGACCAACAUAUAUCGUUUGAAUGCCCAUAGCUUCCUGACGUGCUUCGCCGACCCCGCCAUACGCAAGCAGGCGCCCGCCUAUGUGGUCGGCGGCCCAUCAGGUGCGCUGCGCGACGGACGAAACCUCAAUCGUGUGUGUUGAUGGAUGCACGGCGAUUUAGAAUGCUCUCUGUCUGUCAUUGCCUACUCAUUUUCGCCACAGUCGAGAAGAGUCUGGCUGCCAAGGGAGGUGCGCACCAAGGCACUAUGCAUUCAUCAGUCCGUCUUUAAUCGAUCCAUGCGUGUGUGUGACCAUGUCUGUCUGUCUGUCAGUUCGUCCCAUCCCGGUGUGUCUGCUGCAGCGCCUCUACUGUGACAUCCGCGAGUCGGGCACUCACGUCAAAACAGGGGUGGGUGGGUAAAAGAACCCACACACACAAUCACCAGGCCAGCCAGACAGACAGGCAGACAUGCACCUGUCCUGUCCUGUGCAUGCCGUUACUUCCUGACAGGAUCUCAACGACUUCUGCAGCCGCAACGCUGCCCUGCUGUCGUCCUACGGCCUGUCGCCCCGGCACCUCAUCGCCUUCGGCCGCAGACACGGAUUCAUCGACCGGGUGCAUGAGUACCCCGUCAUAACAACUGCGGCCAGUGGCGGUGCUGCUGGUGGUGGGGGGGCUGGUGCGAAAGGCGCCAGCACUGGGGUGGGGGAGAGUGACAGCAGGGACUCACGGGCCGCCAAAGUCAAGAGGUAGGUGGGUCAGGGGAGGGAGGAAAGCUGUAUGCGCGCAGGACUGGAUGGUGGAUGUGUGUGUUGGUCGUGGUGUCGCUGACUGCAGUAUGUGUGAGGGUCGGCACCACCUCGACUACAUCCAGACCGUCAUGGGAAUGGACAGACAGGUGUGAAUGCACACACACACACAUCCAUGGAUGCCAUAUGGACUUACUGAGUGAGACACUGAGGACGGACGUGUGUGGUCAUCAGGGUGUGAUGGAUCUGCUGGAUGCCGUCAAGAGGGCCGACCCCUCCAUGUCACUGGUGUGGAUUCGGGCGUAGAUUGUACAGACAGAUGGAUGGAUGAAUGGAUGGUAUGGUGCCAUCAUUGUGUGUGUGUAUAGUAGAGUCAGUGCUGUCUCUGUGAUGCACGUAAAGACAGACGAGUGGACGACACGUGCAUUGCAUUGCUGGACUUACAUAAUACGCCGUGAACAAGGCAGCCUUGCACGCCAGC
Vitrella brassicaformis is the source of this 2713-nucleotide messenger RNA. The record is from the annotation of a GenBank genome assembly. NCBI's taxonomy places the organism in Eukaryota, Vitrellaceae.